AUGAUGAUGAUGAUGAUGACGAUGAUGAUGAUGAUGAUGAUGAUGAUGAAAAGGUGUACUUAAUCUAUUUGCAGUGUAAUAACCAAAUUCUACCAACACGUCCUUGCCUUGGCCUUUGCUGUGAGGGAGAUCAAUGAAGACCCCCAGAUCUUACCUAACAUCACUCUUGGGUUCCACAUCUAUGAUAGUUAUCACAAUUCAAGAAUGACCUAUCGCACCACUCUGGACCUCCUUUUCAAAUCUCAGGAAUUUGUUCCUAACUACAAAUGUGAUAGCCAGAAGAAUCUGAUGGCCAUCAUUGGAGGAUUAGGUUCUGAUACAUCAUCUAAUAUAGCUGAAGUUGUAGGUUUUUACAAGAUUCCACAGCUGACAUAUGGCUCAUUAGCCCAAGAGGAGUUUCAGACCAGUGAGCUCUCUUCACUUUAUUUCAUGGUCCCAAAAGAGGACCAUCAAUACAUUGGAAUUAUCCAACUGCUUCAUCAUUUCAGAUGGACAUGGAUUGGGAUUUUUACUAUGGAUAACAACAACGGAGAACGUUUCUUACAGAAAAUGCAGCCCAUACUUUCACAAAAUGGAAUCUGUUCAUCGUUCAUACAAAGGCUUUCACAACUAAUCCACAUAGAACACAUUGGAGAACUUUAUCACAUAUUCUCAGAUAUUUCCAAUAUUUUGAAGAAUAGCAACACCACCACAUUUCUCGUCUAUGGAGAAUCAGGGACAAUUAUGUGGCUCAGGGCUGUCAUGUUUGUAGCAGAUCCUGAAAACAAGGAAACUGCAUUACUUAGAAAGGUGUGGAUCAUGACUGCACAGAUUGAUUUUGUGCUGUCCGGCCUUCAAAUCAGUUGGGAUCUCCAGAUGUUCCAUGGGGCUAUUUCCUUCACUGUUCAUUCAAGAGCAGAUGUAAGUUUCAAGGAGUUUCUUCAGACCAUCAAACCUCAUUCAGGCUGCAGAGAUGGGUUUCUGCAGGACGUUUGGGAACAAUCAUUUGAUUGUUCAUUCUCAAAAUCAGAAUUACAAGAAAUGUCCAAUAGGCAGUGCCCAGUGGAAAAGAAACUGGAGGAUCUUCCUGGGCCCAUGUUUGAAAUGGAAAUGACUGGACAAAGCUACAGUGUCUACAAUGCUGUUUAUUCUGUGGCUCAUGCUUUGCAAGCACUACUCAUGUCAGGGUUCAAUAAGAAAAAAAGUAUGAUGCAUAGAAAAAUUGACCUCCCACCUCUGCAGCCUUGGCAGCUCCAUCCAUUUCUACAUGGCAUUUCUUUUAACAAUUCGGCUGGAGAGAAAGUUUCCCUGAAUGAAAAAGGGGAAGUAAUGGGUGGAUUUGAUAUCAUCAACCUCAUCACAUUUCCAAAUAGGUCUUUUCAAAGAGUUAGAAUUGGAAGAAUAGAUCCGAGUUCUCCAACAGGCAAAGAAUUAUUGAUUGAUGAAGAUUUGAUUGUCUGGCACCCAGCUUUUAAUCAGGUACUUCCAAUUUCUCUGUGUAAUGACCAUUGCUCCCCUGGAUACUGGAAGAAGGAGAUUGAAGGAAAACAAUUCUGUUGCUAUGACUGUGUUCCAUGUCCAGAAGGGAAGAUUUCAAAUCAAAAGGAUAUGGAUGACUGUUUGGAAUGUUCAGAAGAUCAUUAUCCCAAUAAAGAAAAGAAUGGAUGUAUUCUGAAAUUGCUGGUCUUUCUAAGCUUUGAAGAAACAUUAGGAAUUGGUUUGGCCUCAGUAGCUCUUUGUUUCUUCUUCUUGACAUCUUGGGUACUUGGAACUUUUAUUAAGCACAGGGAUACUCCCAUUGUGAAAGCCAACAACCGGUCCCUCACCUACACUCUGCUUGUCUCUCUUCAGCUCUGUUUUCUCUCCUCUUUGUUGUUCCUCAGCCAACCUAACAAGGUGACCUGCCUUCUCCGACAAUCAACUUUUGGCAUCACUUUCUCAGUGGCCAUUUCUAGUGUUCUGGCUAAAACUAUCACCGUGGUUGUGGCUUUCAUGGCCACUAAACCUGGUUCUCAGAUGAGGAAGUGGGUGGGGAAAAGAUUGGCCUUUUCUAUUGUCCUCUCAUGUUCUCUAUUCCAGGUAAUGAUUUGUAGUCUUUGGUUGUUCACAUAUCCCCCAUUCCCUGAGUUGGACAUGCAUUCAGAGCUCCAAGAAAUGAUUUUACAAUGCAAUGAGGGGUCAGCUUUCUUUUUCUACUGUGUCUUAGGAUACAUGGGAAUCUUGGCCAUCGCCAGCUUUAUUGUGGCUUUCCUUGCCCGUAAAUUACCUGACAGCUUUAACGAAGCCAAGUUCAUCACCUUCAGCAUGUUGGCCUUUUGCAGUGUGUGGAUCUCCUUCUUUCCAGCCUAUCUGAGCACAAAAGGAAAAGCCAUGGUAGUUGUGGAGGUCUUCUCCAUCUUGUCCUCCAGUACUGCUUUACUGGGAUGCAUAUUUUUGCCAAAAUGCUACAUCAUUGUUUUGCGACCUGAGCUAAACCACAGAGAGCAACUCACAAAACGAAAUUAGUACAUUGUGUGUUCUUUUUGGCUCCCCUAAUUAAAAGAUCAAAGAUGGUUUGUAUGCCAUUUCAGGGAAAGAACUUGAUAUUUGGUGCCUUUGCGAUCCAUCCUCUUUUUUUCAUUGAGGUUUCUCUAUAAUUUCUAGAUUUAAUGGGAUUUUAGUGUGGUCUAGAGGGUAACGAACUGUGGUAGAAACCAAGGAGCCAUGAAUUCAAGCUGUGCCUUGGCCAUGAAAGCCAGCUGGGUAACUUUGGACCAAACACUGUUUCUCACAGGGUUGUUGCUAUGUGGAAAAAAUAAGGGAGAUGGUAUAUUGGAUAUGUUUGCUGCCUUUGGUAGUUUGUAAGAUAAUAAAGUGGUAUAUAUUGUAAAAAAAUAAAAUAAUAAAUGAAAUGAAAUGAAGUACUAAUAUGAAAUGAAAUGAAAUAAAGUAAUAAAAUGAAACAAACCUGCUAUGGCAAGUGAAAGGGAUUGAAAGAUGUAAAAUGUACGAUGACAUCAUUAACUAAAUUCCACCCAGUUUGUAAAAGUAUAGUGAGCUGCACAAAAGGAUGUCAUUUCCACACCACAAAGAGUAUGUUUAAUGUUAUGUUUUAUUAUAAUUUAUUAUAAAUAGAUAGCUAAAUAGCUAAGUAGCUAGAUAUCCAGAUAUCCAUAAAGGAGGGGUGGAGGGAGAGAAAUAGAUAAAGCAAGAUAGAGAGAUGGAUGGAUGGAUGGAUCGAUGGACGGAUGGAUGGACGGAUGGACGGAUGGACAGACAGACAGACUGAUUGAUUCUCUGGACAGGACAAGUAGCCGAAAUUAUAAUGAAAGUGCAACCCUAAUUCAGAUAGAAACUAGUUACUCUGUACUCUGCAAGUAAUGCUUCCCCUGUUCUCAUAAGUGGUGUGUGGGAAUGCGGUGGCCAUAAUACAUGUUUAAACCAGUUUAACUGGUUGGACACUUGUAUGGAGCUUAGCACCGAAAUAACCAGACUAUGAAAAGCGGGUUAAUAUGGAUACUCUCUGAAGGGCCCUAUUCAUUCUCUCUUUGUUUAUAACAUAGGCUGUGCCUGCAAAAGCAAAGAUAUCUCCUUGUAUAAAUAUUCCUGAGAAGCAAAGCAGACACAUCUCCUAUCUCUUUGUAAACACAUUCCUGAGAAUCAGAUAACGGAGAUGGGCCUCUCGCCUGGUAGUAUCUGGUACCAAGCAGCCAGAGUUAGAUUUUGCUUUGCAUCUUUACCAUUGCUUUCCUAUCUCUUGUAUGUAAUAUGAGAUGUGUAGCCAUAAUAACGCCUUCUGAUGACGCUGUAUUUGGGUAACUAAUAAAAGAGAUUGUAGCUUUUUGUUUGCUGCUCUCUCAUCCCGAGAAAA
Molecule: messenger RNA, 3829 nt
Organism: Pantherophis guttatus
Lineage: Eukaryota; Metazoa; Chordata; Lepidosauria; Squamata; Colubridae
Product: vomeronasal type-2 receptor 26-like
Biological process (GO): G protein-coupled receptor signaling pathway
Cellular component (GO): plasma membrane
Molecular function (GO): G protein-coupled receptor activity
Source: RefSeq, a predicted model, not a curated record